ACUCCCGCCGACCGUGCACUACGACAUGCGCGUGCGACAUGGGUAAUGUGCAGUGCUGCGCCAGCGGACGCUUCCGAAAAGGAAAGCCCCCGAAGGAGCCGAAGAACAAAAAAAAUAAACUGAAACCAACGAAGGAUUGUAAAAAGAAAAACGGUGUAAGUGGUGGUGGUACAGGCGACCAAGGUGUUAAAAAAGUGAUAACCGUGGCAGAAGACGGAUCUGAAAGGGCUGCGCCGGUGGAAACGCUGGCGCAAGCUACUUCGCCCGCCGCAGAUACAUCUUCUGCGGCUCCUUUACAAGACCCGCAGCCGCAAAUUGACUAUAUAAAUGCUAAUGAAACAGAUUCUCCGCGCGGCGAAAGUAUGACAACCGCCAGGGAGCGAUUCUUCGGACAGGUACGUUCGGAAGAGUCCCUUCUUGCACCAGAAAAGGCUUCAAAAACUGCACGAUGGAUACCGGAGUUCAACCUCGAUGGCAGCAGCAGCCUGAAACACAACGGAAGCGCCAAAGAUCUAGCUUCCGUUAUGGAGAAUUUCAAGAAAAUAUCCCAGAAUCAGUUAAACACUCAAGUUACCAGCUCUUCUUCCCAACAGAUGGUAUCCAGUACAACAUCCAGUAGCGCUGCGACAAGUCAGAGGAUGCAAAGUUCUUCACAGCGCCUCCAGAUGGCAAAAACUUCCGAGAUGAAAGCAAGCUCAAUGAAAUCCGAUCUCUCCGAACUCAAGAGCUCUAUUUCAGAAAUGAAAAACAUUAGGAACUCUGCAAUUAACUUUACGCAAAGACUAAGAAGCUCAAUGGAGAACAUAGUAGACCAAGAUGAUUUGGGGGAGCAACAUUUGCCUGAUAUUCAUGAAAUUGGUGACAUGGGUGAUAUUAGUGAUAUGGGAGAGCAUACAGGAGAAGGUCCCCUAGUUACAUUCCCUGAGUCUGACACCCCACCACCUGUUGGUGACAUGCCUCUACUAUCUGCCAGUUCUGCCUCUAUUGGUUCGAGUUCGGCAAAUGAAUUGAAAUACAGUGCUGCCAGAGUGUCUUCAGCUAGUUCCACAAGGGUUGUCACUGAUGGUUUCAGUGCUUCUAGGUCUGAAGCCAACAGUGCCAGGAUGAGAAGUUUGAAACAUGGAGAUUUAAGAUACGCCGAGAGAAGCGCUGCUGGAGCAUCACACAGACUUUUACAAGCAGAAGGCUUAACUGCAGAACAGAAAGAUGCCUAUCUUCAGGAGCAAAGAUCCUUGAAAGCUGGAGAAGUGACAGCUAAAGAAGCGAAUAACAUGGCGGCCUCGAGUUCUCGAUUGCACACGGAGGAAUUUAGCGCCGAGAAAAAGGCUAUGGCUACAGCUCAAGCCCGACAAACUGUCACAUCUAGCGGCAUGUUCAGUCAUAAGGAGCGUUCCAGUGUCGCCCACUCUAACAUGACGAUCUCCAGCAAAAAUCUUUCAACAAAAUCAAUGUUAUUGUCCUCACAGAUGAGUCAGCUGUUAAAUGGAACAAUUAAGCCUGGAGAUGAGGAUUUAACGAAUUUAACGUUCGAAGAUUUGGAUAAGUUGAACGCAAAUUCAAAUUCAAAGGAUGUCGAUACGGCAAUCCAAAAGUACUGCUCUCGAAUGAACGCCUUCAUCACGUCAAUAAAAAAUAACCAAAUGGAUAUGAAAAAUGCGUCUGCGAAUUUUAAUAAAUUGAACGAAAUGUUAAGAAGGGCAUGGGCAGUGCCAACGUACGGACACGAACUCGGAUAUUCCCUUUGCAAUACUCUGAGAACAUCUGGUGGCCUUGAUAUUUUGAUGGCGAACUGCUUAGAAACAAAUAAUAAAGAUUUACAGUUUUCGUCAGCAAAGCUUCUUGAACAGUGCCUCACUACAGAAAACCGGGCACAUGUCGUGGAAAAUGGCCUCGAGAAAGUUGUAAACGUUGCCAACAUAUGUACAAAAAACUCAAAUGUUGACCAUUCAAGAAUCGGCACAGGAAUUUUAGAACACUUGUUUAAACAUAGCGAAGGCACAUGCAGUGAAGUAAUUAAGCUUGGCGGAUUAGACUCUGUAUUGUUUGAAUGUAGACAAAAUGAUGUGGAUACCCUUAGACAUUGCGCAACUGCGCUCGCAAACCUGUCGUUGUAUGGAGGGGCGGAAAAUCAAGAACAAAUGAUCAAGAGAAAAGUGCCCAUGUGGCUGUUUCCAUUAGCCUUUCAUAAUGAUGAUAAUAUCAAAUAUUACGCAUGUUUAGCCAUUGCAGUAUUGGUGGCUAACAAAGAAAUUGAGGCAGCCGUUUUAAAAUCUGGAACGUUAGAUUUAGUUGAGCCUUUCGUGACAUCGCACAAUCCGUCAGAAUUUGCUCGUUCAAAUCUUGCACACGCUCACGGGCAAAGCAAAAACUGGCUACAGAGGCUUGUCCCAGUAUUAAGUUCAAAGAGGGAGGAGGCGAGAAAUUUAGCAGCUUUCCAUUUCUGUAUGGAAGCCGGAAUCAAAAAACAACAAGGGAAUACAGAAAUAUUCAGAGAAAUCGGAGCGAUAGAAUCUUUAAAGAAAGUUGCUAGCUGUCCAAAUGCUAUAGCCUCUAAGUACGCCGCUCAAGCAUUGCGCCUUAUUGGAGAAGAGGUACCACACAAAUUGUCACAGCAAGUACCACUUUGGUCAAUAGAAGAUGUACGGGAAUGGGUUAAACAAAUAGGUUUCGCCGAAUAUGCGAACAACUUUUACGAGAGUCGGGUUGAUGGAGAUUUAUUACUGCAAAUAACAGAGGAAAAUCUCAAAGAGGACAUUGGUCUACAAAAUGGAAUCAAACGUAAAAGAUUCACAAGAGAGCUUCAUCUACUUAAGAAGAUGGCAGACUACACUUCCCGCGACACAAGUAGUUUGAAUGAGUUUCUGCAAGGCAUUGGCCCUGAAUACACCAUAUAUACCUACUCCAUGCUGAACGCUGGUGUAGACAAGGAAUCCAUCCGCAAGCUUAACGAGGAGCAACUUGAAAAGGAAUGUCGUAUAUCUAACAGUAUUCACCGAAAACGCAUUCUCAACGCUAUCACAGCGUAUGAAAGCAGUCUACCGAGCAAAGGUGAAGAGAUUAUGGAGAAGAACCUAGAUGUAUUUGUGAGUUAUCGACGGUCAAAUGGAUCACAAUUGGCUAGUCUGCUGAAGGUCCACUUGCAACUGCGAGGAUUCUCCGUGUUCAUCGAUGUCGAACGACUUGAAGCUGGAAAAUUCGACAACAACCUGCUCCAGAGUAUAAGACAGGCAAAACACUUUUUGCUUGUCCUGACACCAUAUGCUCUGGAUAGGUGCAAGCAUGACAAUGAACAAAAAGAUUGGGUCCAUCGGGAGAUAGUGGCAGCGUUGCAAUCACAGUGUAAUAUUGUACCAAUUAUCGAUAACUUCGAGUGGCCGGAACCAGAACACCUACCCGAGGACAUGCGAGCCGUUUGUCAUUUUAAUGGCGUGAGGUGGAUACACGAUUACCAAGAUGCAUGCGUGGAUAAAGUGGAGAGCUUUCUACGCGGAAAGUCCAACCUUACUCGUUUGGACGGUGCUUUGAGAGGGCGAAGUGACGUACCAACCCCAGGAACUGCAGCUAUCGGCCGAGGCCAACCCAGCUUCCAACGCAUGACCUCUUGUGAAAGUAGAGGAAGCGAUAAAGCAGAUUGACUAGAACUAAUGCACACCCUGCCGCCUGUUAGACCGCGAAGAAGUCGCAGAUCAUCCAUGAAAAAAUCUUCACAUGCUAUUACACAGAGCUGUGAUCAAUUACCCUCUAGCAGCAUAUCAUCAGAUACUGCAUCUCCAGAAAAAUGCUUAUAUAACUUACCCGAAAGACUGGCUGAAAGUAGUAAUACCUUAAAUGCCAUCGAAC
Molecule: messenger RNA, 3840 nt
Organism: Hyposmocoma kahamanoa
Lineage: Eukaryota; Metazoa; Arthropoda; Insecta; Lepidoptera; Cosmopterigidae
Gene: Sarm
Product: sterile alpha and TIR motif-containing protein 1
Exons: 12
Coding region: 39-3635 (1198 amino acids)
Biological process (GO): negative regulation of MyD88-independent toll-like receptor signaling pathway; response to axon injury; signal transduction
Cellular component (GO): dendrite
Molecular function (GO): NAD+ nucleosidase activity; signaling adaptor activity; protein binding
Source: RefSeq, a predicted model, not a curated record